AUGGCUACAUUAAGAACGCAACAACGUACAUUUAUUGCAAUAGUCGUUUUCCUACUCAUACUUUCAACUAUAUCAUUUUUGAAUAUCAAUAGGCACUCACUAAGCAACUUUAGAGGGUAUACCUCACAACAAUCUGAGUUGAAACUUUUCACCUCAAUCGAAACAAAGAAGCCCACAGCCUCGAAAGCCACUGAAGAGGCCAACACAGCCACGGCAGCACCUGCAUUGGCAACAACCAGUGAAGCUAGCAGCAGCUCGACCAGUGGCACCUCCACCUCUACAUCCUCAACCAUACAAAGCAAACCAACUGGUGAAUCAACAAGCCAUCAACAAUUCUUCAAAUACUCGUACUACGACACAACAUCAAAUUCAUUCAAGGUAGUUUAUGAGCAACAACCGCAACAUAUCCCCCGCCUGGAACAAGAACAGAAAGAAACCGAAGCAAAACCAACGAAUAAAUAUACCACCAUCAAUGAAAAACCUUCCAUUCUUAUCCUUUCAGCUAUCGGCAAAGAUAACCCAUAUGGCAAUAAUCGUGUAUUUGUGGAUUUCAUGAAAUCAAUACAAACUAUAGUCGACAACCAACCAGAUUUCCAUUUCAACUUGGGACUAUCAACAAACUACAUCACCGAGUUUGAAAAUAUUCAACAGUAUAUUCAUGAUUAUGACAGUGAGCUUUUCAAGUACUUUAGAACAAUCACCGUUGUUUCUGCACCUGAUCUAGAACACCUUCCAUCCACUGGCAGCACCGAUGGAGAUGGAUUAUCUAGAGAAAACCGACACGACGACAACAAACAGCGAUUAAGAAGAAGAUUGAUUGCUAGAUGUCGAAACUACCUCAUAUCAAACGUCCUCUCAUUGGAAACAUACACCUUAUUCCUCGAUUCCGACAUUUCAGAAUUUGAACAUGCUUCCAAAUUCAUUCAAUUCCUAGUUGGAUCCAAAAAGGAUAUAAUUGUCCCUCGUAUUACAAGAGGCGAGACCUCGGACUAUGACCGUAAUUCAUGGCGGGGUAAACGAACCAAACCCACUCCGGAACAAUUACAAUUGAUGGAUGAAAACAAAUGGGACCAGGUUGAUUAUGUACCUCGUGAUGUUGAACUGGAGAUGUUUCAUUUUGUCAACAUGGACAAUAAGCAGGACUUGACUAUUGAACAACAGAAAUUAAGUUAUAUAGUUCCGUUGGACUCUGUUGGUGGUGCUGUUCUUUUCUUCAAAUCCUACAUUUUCAAACAAGGUGCCAUUUUCCCAACUAGUUAUAUAAUCGGAACUACUUGGGACAGAAUGGAGGGCUAUGAUGGAAUUGAAACUGAAGGAAUAUGUUACUUGGCCAAGCCAUUGGGUUAUCGUUGUUGGGGUAUGCCCAACUUAGUGGCUCAUCAUGUAAUUUAA
Molecule: messenger RNA, 1392 nt
Organism: Lodderomyces theae
Lineage: Eukaryota; Fungi; Ascomycota; Pichiomycetes; Serinales; Debaryomycetaceae
Exons: 1
Coding region: 1-1392 (463 amino acids)
Biological process (GO): cell wall mannoprotein biosynthetic process; protein N-linked glycosylation
Cellular component (GO): mannan polymerase complex
Molecular function (GO): alpha-1,6-mannosyltransferase activity
Source: RefSeq, a predicted model, not a curated record